UAGCAUCACUCAUGCAGUGCACAUGAACCUGGGCAAACUUCGGGAAAUAGUGAGGGACGGAGGCCUGGAUGCUACAGUCCAUGGGGUUGCAAAGAAUCAGAAACGACUGGGCAACUGAACAACAACAUAGUCUCUACACUUCCUAGGCAAUAAUAGACAAAAAGCAACAUUCAGCCCCUAUCAACUGCACAAUCAUAAAUUAAAAUUUGUAUUUUAGUAUUAAGGAUAUUAUGCCAGAGCACUCAACUGAUAAAUAUGGUCGAGCUUCCAGCACCUUCAUUAUUACCAGUUGCAAUCUAAAGUUGUUUUAGCUUUUCUGCACCGGUAAAGGUAACUAAAAGCCGGCUUUGUAACUCGCAGCUGGUCUAAGUCACACACCAGCUGUCUCUUGUAAAUUUACCGCGGAGUUAACAGCUCACAAACGUCUACGGAGACGAGGAGUCAAAAUGCGUGUAUCCCAGCGGGCGGGGACACGAGCCUCUCCCAAGGCCCAGCCCACAAGCCCCCCGAGGCGUGGGCCAGCGCUGUGCACGCGGGGAGUUGUAGUUCCUCCUCUCUUCUGCGAGUCAGGCCACCGUAGCUCGAGCGCCUCCUAUGGCGCGCAGGCUCUGAAAGCUUGGCGCACGCGGACAGCGGGAAGCGUUUCCUAGCAACGGGGGAGCAGCAACGUCACGGCGGCGGGUACUCAGAGCUGCUGCCUACCGUUGGGCGGCCUUGAGUACCUUUCAGCUACCUGCGGGCUGGAAGGAACGCUGUGCGCAGCGCUCUGUCCGCACGUCUUUGCCGGUCCGUUCCCACCUGAUCCUACCCCUGGUCCCCGAAAGCAACCUCCUGCCGCGACCCCGGGUCCGAGGCACGGCCGGAGGCUAGAGGCGGCUCGCCAGGUUCCUAUCUGGCCCUCGCCCCCAGCGCCCGCGGAGCCCACCGCCCGCGGCCUCAACGGGACGAUGCUGGAGUCUAUUCGAGUGACAGAAAAGCUUCACUGGCCUGAGCAAGAGCUUGCUAAGAAGUCCAUUCUAAAUGCAGAAGCAUCCUUGAUCAUUGACAGUAAAAGAAGCAUUUCACACUUAUCUCCUGGAAUACUGAAGGACAUUUUCACAACUGGAACCAGUAGUUACAAUGUCUUACUACAGAGCAAAGAGGAGAAAAAGCAUCAUUCACAAAAACAGCCUUCCUCUACUGGCUCCAAAAGAUGUAGAAAACCCAGCAAAUCUCCUAGCUCUUCACGUAGUAAAGAUCUUCGCAAGAUGAAAGCCCCAGUGCCUGUGAUGAGCAGUAGUACUUGGUACUGCCUAGAAAGGCAGCCUGCUGUGUUUGUCACUGGGUCAGUGUCAAGUCCUGUAAAGUUUACUCAUGAUAUCUCUGUUACAGGAAACACCAUAGUACUGCCACCUAAACCCAAAAAUGAAAGAAAGGUGAAGCGACACCUUUUCUCCACAUUGCCAAAGCCAAAGCCAAAGCCACAGCCUCUACUGUCGAGAAGUUUUGAAAAAGGAGAUGAUUUUUCUGGAAAGAAAUUUUGUAUACUGACUGCUAUAAAGCCCACCAACUUGGAGAAAGAAAAACUGAGGUUCUUCAAGUCCGACUACACCUACAAUCCUCAGUUUGAGUAUGCUAAUCCCUCUCUGCCAAGCGUAUUGGCCAAGCACAGCAAUGCAUCUGAUCGAUUUCUUAAGCAGUCCAUCAAUAUUAUGGAACUGACUUUACAAAAGUAUGGAAGUUAUGAAAAAUUUGAACAGGCCACCGGUGGUAGCCUGCUAUCUAAAACUCGAAUCUGGAGUCAUGUUAGGAAGUACAUGAUGAAAGAAGGCUGCAUGGGUGAGAUUGUAGUUCAUCUCACUGAGGACCUGCUUUCCCGAGCUUCCAUGACAGUAGUAAAUGGAUGUCCGACGCUGACCAUCAAUGUUUCUACUGCACGAGAGCACUGGCUGGAAGGGAUGCUGAGACAUGAAAUAGGCACACAUUAUUUUCGAGGUAUUAACAACCUUCAGCAGCCAUGGAACAGUUGGACUGGCCGUAAAAAACUUGAACUAAAGCCAAAUAACCCCACCGAGGAAGGACUGGCAAGUAUUCACAGUGUCCUGUUUAGAAAAGACCCCUUUUUAUGGAGGGCUGCCCUCCUCUACUACACUGUUUAUCGCGCCAGCCAGAUGUCUUUUUGUGAACUAUUCAGAGAUAUUGGCAAGUUUGUCAAGGACCCCAAUACGAGAUGGGAUUAUUGUGUACGAGCGAAGAGGGGAUGGACUGAUACCUCUCAACCAGGGUGUUUCAGUAAAGACCAGGUAUACUUGGAUGGUAUCCUGCAAAUCCUCCGCUAUAGAGAGACCAUCGACUUCCAUCUUCUGACCACCCUGGGGAAGGUCUCUUAUGAAGAUGUGGAUCGCUUAAAAGGAUUGGCAGUUACUGAAAACAUGAGGAUUCCUCACUUUUUGCAGGACCAUAGCCGAUACAUGGAGCACUUAGAGAAGAUCAUGGAAGUCAAUGAACUGACUGACAGGGAACUGAAAGACCUUAUAUGUUAGUAUGUUCACAAGAAUACUAUUUCAGUUACACCUCCGUGUAUAUUACCAGUUAGGCGCAGUUGGCACCAGCAGAUUUAUAAAAGAAGAAUGGCUGUUUACAUGAGUUUUCUGAAGAAUGAUCUGCAGUAUUCAGCUAAAUAUUUAAGUUGAGAACAAAUGUUAAACUGUUUCCCUAAAAUGUUUCUGUAGGCUCCAGGGGAAAGUUACUCCUGUUCUUAUCUGAAUCUCAGAGUCAGCUGAAAGUACUGCUGAGGAGUGUCUUUGAGGAUCCUGGUCCAGUGGCGUGAUCAGCUUCUUCCUGAGCCAUAAGCGUUGGUCGUAGUGCCCCUGCCUGAGCACCAAGACCAGCUCUGCCUGGAGAUUGAAUUCCAGUGUUGUUCAAACUCCAGGGGUCUGUCUUAUUUAAUAAAUAAUGGUAAUUAUUCUUCUUUGAAAAAUCAGUCUGUAUUGUAUCCCCAAAAGCUAGAAAAUAAGAAAUUUAAGACUUAUUUUCUUAUAUGUUAAGUAAUGUGAAAGAGAAGGGAAAAGCAAUUUUUAAAGUUAUUAGUUCAUUUUUGUCCAGUUAUCCUUUAGCUAAACUUGGUUUUCAUUUGCUGAAAUAUAUCGUACCUCUUCAAAAUUUUAACCGUUUUAGGGUCUUUUCUCCCCAUUCCUCUCUAUUCCUUUAUGUAAAUGAAAAUACAAGUCUCAGAGAGGUUUUUCUACCUAAAUAGUUGGGCAAGAGAGAAGCCACUUCCUUUUUUUUUAAAUUAAAUGGAGCAAGGAGCUGGAUGUUGACUGGGUAGCAUCUACAGUAAGCUUAACUAUACUCUGAGAAACAGAAUUUCUGGGCAUUGCUAGUUGAUAAACUGGCUCUGUGAUGUUGGCUCAAGAGUAUUUAAUCAAAAUCUUUGGCUUGAUGAAGUAAAAAAAUGAUAUAAUUUGAAUUUCAAAAAUGAGUUCUGUUUCACUACACUUAUACCUAGCUUUGUAAUUUAUCAAUUUCAAUAUAUAUUUGUGUGCAUUAUAUAUGCACACACACACACAUACUUGGGCUCAAGUGGUUUUUCAAACAGCUUUUUUAGUAAUCAGAAAGGAUACUGCUGUAAAUACCCCAUUCAAAAUUGCUGUUGUAAUUUCUACCCAAAGUGUGCGAGUGUAUCUUUACCUCAAUUCAGGCUUAACUAUGGUGCUAACACUGGUAGAUAUACUCUGCAAAGCCUGGUUCACAUUCAUACUAGGAAAGGAUUUUAGAAACUCUUUUGCAGACUAGGUUAUGUGAUUUUUCUCUUUCACAUAUCUCGAAGGGCUUGCCUCAAAGAAUGAUAUAUUUCAAACUGGCACCUGGCAGUUCUUGCAAAGCCACACAUUUCGCCUAAUUGAGCAGGCCAGGCCCUUUGGAGCACUGCAGGUGCCCGUACGUGUGUCAUGCUGGCUGGAGCGUGCCCUGCACUGUGCAGGGCUGGGGGCACAGUGCCCCGAUACUGACCAGACACCAGACCACCACUCCUGUCCCUUCAGGCAUUAUUUACCUGUAGCAGAGUCACCCAGUUUCAGCUUUUGUGUAAUGUUUUCUGACUUCAUCUUCAAACUUAUCAAAGGUAAUUGCGAAAACAGUGUUUUAUUAACUGAAAUUGAAACACACACAGAAAUGGCAAUAUUGAUGUCCUGUGACCUAAGCCUAAAUGCUUAUACCUUCAACACUUGUAGGCAAUAACACUGCUAAUCCUAUGGUUUAAAUAUAAAGGAAAGCCGUAGAGGCCUUAAUUUCCUAUUGGUAGGAUUGUUUGUAGUGGUUUCAGUCCCUGCAUUUUAAAAUGGAUAGAUAUUAUAUGAUCUGAAAAAGGAAAACCUUUCUUGCCUUACUGCUUUGGUAUAGAGACAAAAACCAUGAGCACUGUCUGGACAAAAAGAAAAAAAAGACCUUAAAUCACACUGAUUAAGAUAUUUCAAAAGUUAGCACUGAACAAAAGUAGUUUAAGAUUAGCAGAAAUACUUAAAGAGCCCCAAGCUUUAAAAGUUGAGAUUGAAGAUUUAAUGUUUAUUUUCUUUCUCAAAAUAGCACUAAGGUCAGUUUUGUUCUCCCAAAAUAAAAGUUUUUAGAAAUAGAAAAUUGUAGCAGUGGUACUUAGAAUAGUUGAAGGUCAUACUAGUUUUAAUUAGAACAAUCAGUUGCUAUAGGCUACUGAUUAGGAUUUCAUCAAUUUUGUCCACUGUAAUUCUAACAUAGCUGUGUCAAAGUCUGAUAAAUGGUUAAGUUUUCACAGAUUUGAAGUAAAAUUGUUUGCAAACAUAAAUCCAUAGUCAUCUUUAUAUUUUCACCUUUGUAAAAGUGUUUAAAGUAUCCUUUGUUUUAUAUCUGAGCAUUUUGUGUCUAGCUGCAAUAGAAAUAAAUAGCACUGAGCUUCUCAAA
Messenger RNA from Bubalus bubalis (water buffalo), 4914 nucleotides. RefSeq names its product KIAA0895 ortholog (gene MATCAP2). The record is from RefSeq and is a predicted model, not a curated record. Bases 948 to 2522 code for a protein of 524 amino acids. The transcript has 7 exons. NCBI's taxonomy places the organism in Eukaryota, Metazoa, Chordata, Mammalia, Artiodactyla, Bovidae.